UGCUGACGCUCGCAUGAUUACACCUGACACUAGCGACGCCGCAAGAGCGUGACGCGAACGCUCUUUGCUGAUUCUGUACGUCGACUGCGAAACCGGCGGACACCGCGUGGCUCGUGCCUGCAGGAAAGAUGACGUCACUAUAGAGCUGGAACGUAUCCAAACAUUCUCUCGUCUGAGAGAAAAAAAGAAAAAAAAAACGUCGCCGUGGCUUUGCUCACGGGCACCUGUCUGUCGGAUAGGCAUCGCUGACUCUGUGCGAGGGAAUACCCCCGACGAACGGCCGCCUGUUUCGUCUUGCGCUCUCAUUUGCGUCAGGGGAAGCGACAUAACGCCGCCAUGCUGGUGUCGCGGGUGCCGUGGUGCUCGUUGUGCCGGGGUGUGCUGCAGCGUGCUGCCGCCGCUGGAGCUGCGAGCGGCCCGGCAGAGACUGGCCGGCGGUGGCUCUCUCAGGACGUGGUCAAGGAGCUCGAGGCGAUCUUCGGCCCAAAGAACGUCACCACCACCGAGGCCGCCCGGGAGCAGCACAGCCGCGACGAAGGGCCGCACGUGCCCGCCGCGCCAGACGUUGUCGUCUUCGCCCAGGACAGCAGCCAGGUCAGCCGGGUGGCCAAGCUGUGCUACCAGAAGGGCAUUCCCAUGACGCCGUUCGGCAGCGGCUCCGGACUCGAGGGCGGCGUGCAGGCGAUGGAGGGCGGCGUCUGCAUCGACGUCUCGCAGAUGGAUAAGAUGGUCGAGCUGAACGCCAGCGACUUCGACGUGGUCGUCGAGCCCGGCCUCACGUGGCGCAACCUGAACCAGCAGAUCCGCGACACGGGCCUCUGGUUCCCCAUCGACCCGGGCGCCGACGCCUCGCUCGGCGGAAUGUGCUCCACCAGCGCUUCCGGCACGAAUGCCGUGCGAUACGGAACUAUGCGCGAGAACGUGCUCAACUUGGAGGUUGUGCUCCCCGACGGCACAAUCAUCAACACGGCGGGCAAGGGGCGGCGCACGCGCAAGACGUCUGCGGGCUACAACAUGACCAACCUGUUCGUCGGCUCCGAAGGCACGCUGGGCAUCAUCACGCAGGCCACCCUUCGGCUACACUCGGCGCCCCAGGUGACCGUGGCGGCCACGUGUCCCUUCCCGACGGCGACUGCGGCCGUCGAGGCCGUGGUGCAGACCCUGCAGUGCAACGUGCCCGUGGCGCGCAUCGAGUUCCUCGACGAGGUCACCAUCAAGGCUUGCAACAAGUACAGCAAGACCGAGUACAAGGAGGCCCCCACCCUCUUCCUAGAGUUUCACGGCUCCUCUGACCAGGCCGUUCGCGAACAGGUGGACAUGAUGACCGAGAUUGCACAGGGAAACGGCGCUUCAGAGUUCCAGUUUGCGCGUGAGCCCGAGGAGCGCAGCAAGCUGUGGAAGGCUCGGCACGCCAUCUUCUACGCCACAUGCGCACUGCGCCCAAACACGCGCUGCUACGUCACCGACGUGUGCGUGCCCAUUUCACGGCUGCCGGCGCUGGUGGCGGCCGCCAUGGAGGACAUCCAGCAGCACGGCAUCUUGGCCACCGUGGUGGGUCACGUAGGCGACGGCAACUUCCACACCAUGAUGCUGUUCGAUCCUAAAGACCCCAAGGAGACGGCCACCAUCUUCGAGGUGGCCCACAAGCUGGCAUGCAGGGCUCUGGACCUGAAUGGCACGUCGACAGGUGAACACGGUAUCGGGAUCGGUAAACGCAGCCUGCUGGUCCGGGAGCUCGGCGAGAACGGCAUCAAGUUGAUGCACAGUUUGAAGAAGGCCAUUGACCCUAAGGGCAUCAUGAACCCUGGGAAGCUGUUUCUCUAGCGAUGUGUUCGCGGGCCACUUCGUGUUUUUCGUUUCGAGCUAAUGUUCGUUGGUGCCGAUAAGCGCUACGGAGCAUCGGCGUUCAUUGCUCCUGACAACGGUGAUCUGUAAACUGGACGAUCUGCGUGACUGGCUCUACAGCCUGUGAUCUGGGACAGUCCAAGCAAAUCAACACGUGUAUCCGGCCAAAAAAAUAUUGUUGCUAUGGUGAUCUGUGGUCACGCAUCUCGUGUUUUCAGAAUUUCUGGAAAAGUAUCACGACAGAAACCGUGCAUUGAAUUUUAUUUAUAUCGUACCUCUCUUAUGCCAGCGCUCCUUUUUUCAGCGUUUUAACGGUGGUAGUGGCCCUCCGUGCCGUGUAAAAGAAAGAAAACUUCAUUACCCCUGUUGACCUGUUAACGAGAAAGGCUCUACCACCUCUUAGACAGCUGUCAUUUCCAACUGUAUAUUAUUAAUGAAUCUAUAGAGUUAAACUAGGGAUAGUGAAAAUAAACAUUCUUGCGCAGUUUCUUGAAGUUCACUAUUUGUUUAUGAAACAGCAAUCAUUGGUGCUUCUUGAGUAUCUUUAUUUCCCUGGCGCUGGACGUUGGCCAGUCAAAAUUCCUUAGCGUCCUGUACCAUGACUGCGCGUAACUUGUUUACUGCAACACAUGACGUAUAAGGUCAGGUGAGGGCAGUAGUCCGUCUCUUCAAGGCAGGGGUAGUGAAAGUAUUUGUGGAUAUCCUAUGGAUGUUCUCUGCCACUUCGCUGUCAUAAACGCAGCAAGGAAUGCUACAACAGCCUUAGCAGCGGCGUCCCAGGUGUGUAUAGAUAAGCGCAAAGUUGAAGUUAUCCAUCGCAAUACGAAACUUCUACGUCAUUUGCACACAUCAGAAGAAACAAGGCAGACGACUUCAUCCUGCACUGAUCAGAAGGCGUCAACGUAUUCUCUUCCAAAAUGUCACAGUCAAAAUGAGAAAGUAGAAAUAUAAAUAUUGGGUGAUUGCCUAUGCACAUUAGUCAAGCUAUUGGCAAUACCUUCUGUGUUGGAAGAUAAUACCAGAAUGCCUUUUAUAUAAGACAUACUCUCCCAACGUAUCAGCUAGAGGGGCGCACAACCGGUACGUGACACUAGCUGCUUUAUCUCAUAGUAGUCGCACGCAAGCACUGCAUUCGUUCUUCAAAACACAUCCCGACCGCCGUUAAGCUUAAGUUGAAGGUGUCACUGUCGCCAUCAUGCGUGUAGUUCAGAUUCUCCCACCAGGCGACGCCACUCAGUCAUGUGAGUCGUGUCAUGUGUGAGUCAGAGUAAGAGGCGAUUGGAGGAUUGGUGGAAUAAAAGUAGGGAAACGACAAAAAACGGAGACGUACAAAAGCACAGUUCGCACUAGGGGAUCAGAAAUUUGGUUGUGGGAGUUCAUUGUGUUUUUUUUCUUUUUUUAUUGUUUAACCUAAGUAGGACAUUAGGCAGUACAAUAGCAAGAGCUUGGUGGCGCAACCCACCGCCCCGUUCCAAAGGGGACGCUCGUAACAUCCAUCCAUCCAUCCAGGAAAAAGGGAAAAAGAUUCUUCUUCGCCGUCUCAGCAUGCUCCGGUCUGUUCCUGUUGCGACGCUGCGACAGGUGAUCUGCUGUAGUUUGUUACGUUUCGCCUACGACGCGCGGUAUAGCCGGCGCGGAUGCAACGGACGCCGGGGCUUCGUUCAAAGCGGCGGACAUUUUGGCCCGUUCGGAGCUGCCGCAAAGCCUCCCCGCCAAGCGCGUCCAGGCGUGUUUCAGUGCCACGUGUCUUCGUGUGUGCGUGUGUGUGUGUGUGCCCACGCUUGUCAAAGCGCGGCAGCCGGGGAGAGGAGCUCCCCAAGUGUGAAGCGAGGAGGUCUGACAGGCGCCGGCUUGGCGGAUGCGUCACUACACUCGUCUCAACCUGUCUCUCAGCGUGUCCGUGCCCAGUCACGUGCGCAUCUGACGAGACGUUCCUUCUUGCCCUCAACUCCGAGAGUAUAAGAGCAGCUGCUCCCGGACGCCGAGAGGCUCCGAUUUCUUCUGUCGAGUUACGUGCUCUCCCGUCUCUCCACUUCGGUCGACCUGACCGCCCGCUCUUUUGCGAUGUUAGAAUAAACAAGUUGUUCUGUUA
Molecule: messenger RNA, 3937 nt
Organism: Dermacentor andersoni
Lineage: Eukaryota; Metazoa; Arthropoda; Arachnida; Ixodida; Ixodidae
Source: RefSeq, a predicted model, not a curated record